AUGCAAGAGGCAGCUCCUGCCUACGAUUAUGUUCAGGAGGAGCAUCCUAUGAAACGGUUUAUUCCGUCUGGAAUGACCUCCGCUUAUGCAGCGGUAUCGCAAGAAGACGAUGUCGAAACACACGCGCAUUCCAAUACCCACGACUAUAUGCCCACUCCACCAGAGACAAUCGCGCAGAGUGUACUGGAACACACUAUGCAACCACACAUCCACUGCGAGCAGUGCGAUGUCCGGCUGGAAGCAAGAGAACGGAGGGCAAAUCAGCGUCACUGUUGCAAGAUGGUAGCAGUUACGUUUAUAGCUGUCUCUGUGUGCUUGCUUAUUCUUGGUAUAAUAGUGUCAAGUGACGUGACGAGGAAAGGAAAGCAUGGCCGCGAUUGA
Molecule: messenger RNA, 381 nt
Organism: Dothidotthia symphoricarpi CBS 119687
Lineage: Eukaryota; Fungi; Ascomycota; Dothideomycetes; Pleosporales; Dothidotthiaceae
Exons: 2
Coding region: 1-381 (126 amino acids)
Source: RefSeq, a predicted model, not a curated record